AUGGGAAAUUUAAUACGAAAACCUGGUGAAGAUUACAAAAUUUUAUCUGAUGAUAUUCUCAAUCGUUGUCGUACUAUGACUGGAUUUAAAGAUGAAGAAAUUCGUAAUGAACAUAAAAAAUUUUAUUCUAUUGCUGAAGAUGGUCGUUUAAAAAAAUCUCAUAUGGAAAAAUUAUUAGGUGAUUAUUUACCAAUAGCAAAAAGUCAACAUUCAAAAUAUUUUAGUAAUUGUGUAUUUUCUGCUAUUGAUACAAAUAAUGAUGGUUAUAUUGAUUUUCUUGAAUAUAUAAUGAGUAUAAGAUUUUUUCGAACUAAAUCACCAAUUGAAAAAGCUGAUUUUAUAUUUCGUAUUAUGGAUAAAAAUGGUGAUAAUCGUAUAUCAAAAGAAGAACUUCAACGUCUACUUAAAUGUUUACAAGAAUUUCAUAAAUCUUUAACAAAUAAUCAUGCUAUUGAAGUUAUUAGUGAUGGUCCUAAACCAGCAGCUCAUAUAAUAUUUGAAAGAAUAGAUGAAGAUAAAUCAGGUUUUAUUGGUGUAUCAGAAUUUAAAGAUGCUUGGCUUAAAAAUGAAACUAUUCGAGCUUUAUUUAAUUUUUAA
Messenger RNA from Rotaria sp. Silwood1, 597 nucleotides. Lineage: Eukaryota; Metazoa; Rotifera; Eurotatoria; Philodinida; Philodinidae. The record is from the annotation of a GenBank genome assembly.